This is a messenger RNA of Sciurus carolinensis (gray squirrel), 5116 nucleotides long. RefSeq names its product KIAA0930 ortholog. NCBI's taxonomy places the organism in Eukaryota, Metazoa, Chordata, Mammalia, Rodentia, Sciuridae. The transcript has 11 exons. Bases 196 to 1440 code for a protein of 414 amino acids. The record is from RefSeq and is a predicted model, not a curated record.
UGAGGGCUCGGCGGGCGGCGGGGACAGCGACGGCGACGCGCACAAAGGCGGAUUGUGGCUUCACUGGUGCUCGCGGCGGGCGGCGUCGGGGCGGGGGCGGCGGGGCUCCGGGCCGGGCCGCCCGCCCUCCCCGCCGCCGCCGCGUCCCCGGAGCCUGCGGGCGGCGCGGAGGCCGAGGAGCGCUCGCUGCAGCACAUGCUGCGCGCCAUAGCGGAGGAGCGCGGCCGCCUGAGCCUGCGCCGCGAGGUCUGCGGCCUCGGUUGCUUCAAGGAUGACCGCAUCGUCUUCUGGACCUGGAUGUUCUCCACCUACUUCAUGGAGAAGUGGGCGCCCCGGCAGGACGACAUGCUCUUCUACGUGCGCCGCAAGCUGGCCUACGCGGGCAGCGAGAGCGGCAGCGAGGGGACAAAGCAGGCUGAGGCUGAGCCCGAGGUGGAGGUGGAGGUGUACCGGCGGGACUCCAAGAAGUUGCCGGGGCUGGGAGACCCUGACAUCGACUGGGAGGAGAGCGUGUGCCUGAAUCUCAUCCUGCAGAAGCUGGACUACAUGGUGACCUGUGCAGUGUGCACGCGUGCCGAUGGAGGUGACAUUCACAUCCAUAAGAAGAAAUCCCAGCUCUUGGAAUCUGCUUUCUUUCAGCAAGUGUUUGCAUCCCCCAGCAAGCACCCCAUGGACAGCAAAGGGGAAGAAUCCAAGAUGAGUUACCCCAACAUCUUCUUCAUGAUUGACAACUUCGAGGAGGUGUUCAGCGACAUGACCGUGGGGGAAGGAGAGAUGGUGUGUGUGGAGUUGGUGGCCAGUGACAAGACCAACACGUUCCAGGGGGUCAUCUUCCAGGGCUCUAUCCGCUACGAGGCGCUCAAGAAAGUGUACGACAACCGGGUGAGUGUGGCCGCUCGCAUGGCCCAGAAGAUGUCCUUUGGCUUCUACAAGUACAACAACAUGGAGUUUGUGCGCAUGAAGGGGCCCCAGGGAAAGGGCCAUGCUGAGAUGGCCGUCAGCCGUGUGUCCACUGGCGACACGUCCCCCUGUGGGACUGAAGAGGACUCCAGCCCCGCGUCACCCAUGCAUGAGCGGGUGACCUCCUUCAGCACUCCCCCAACCCCGGAGAGGAACAACCGGCCUGCCUUCUUCUCCCCGUCCCUCAAGAGGAAGGUGCCCCGGAGCCGGAUCACCGAGAUGAAGAAGUCUCAUUCGGCCAACGACAGCGAGGAGUUUUUCCGGGAGGACGACGGUGGAGCCGACCUGCACAAUGCAACCAAUCUGCGGUCCCGGUCCCUGUCUGGCACAGGACGGUCCCUGGUGGGGUCCUGGCUGAAGCUGAACAGAGCCGAUGGGAACUUCCUUCUCUAUGCACACCUGACAUACGUCACUUUGCCGCUGCCCCGGAUCUUAACAGACAUCCUGGAGGUACGGCAGAAGCCCAUCCUGAUGACCUAGCGUGUGUGGAGCCUGCGCGGAGCCCCGGCCCUGCUCAGCCCUGGGAGUGCUGCCAAGUGCCUACCUGUCACCGCCACCGGGGUCUUCUGUGACAAGCCAGCUCUGGAGCCACAGCCAGGCGGGGCCGCUCGACUCCCGGGGCCAGGGCCGACUCUAGAACACCAGCCCAAACUGAAGUGCCUCGUACUCCUCCCUGCUGGCUCUGCUCCCUGUGCCGCCAUUCGCCACCCCCCAGCCCACCUCUGGAGAGAGAUGCCAAGAGGCCACAGGGGCAGCCAGUGUGGGAAUGUGCCCAGACCCCCUGACCUGGCUCACAGCUGGCAGGCAGGACCCACCCCGCGGUGCUCAGGGUCCCAGGGAAGCCCAGCGGAGGAUCUCCAAAGCAGUACCACCACACUGGCCUCCAGCCUGUCCAGCGCACCCUCCCUCGUUACCGUGUCACGAGAGGUCACGCAGGAAGGUGGGGACAAUGGGACAUGCUGCUGGACGCUGUGCUGGGCUGGAGCACUGCACUCGCCCGAUGCCAGAACAGCCUGGACCAAGCCAGAGCGGCCUUCCGCUUCCAGCCAAAGAACCACCACACACCCAACCCGGACACGGCCCCCAGGCCUCAGCUGGAGGGUCCCGCAGAAUCUGGAUUCUUUGGGCAGGUGGGAGGGCUUGGUGGCCAGUGUCUGAUGUGCGCGGGGUUGGCCUCCUCUCAGGAAGGCCUAGGCAGAUCCGCAACCUGAGGCUGGAGAGGGGCUGGGCGUCCUCUCCCCUCCCCUGGUCUUCUUUGGCUAGGGUGCUGGUCCCAUUUCUCCGACCAGCUCCCUGGGCAAAGGGGGAUGCUCAGCUGGGUGUGCACAGCAGGUGCAGGGCAGGCCAGCCGCCGGUGUUCGGGCUGCCAGCCUGGCCUUCCCUAGCGCGAAGGAGCCACAUCCGGUGACGCGCGGUGUGCCCUCGUGAGCAGAGGCCUCCCCACCCCAGGGAACAGACUGGAAGCUGGCUCUUGGUUGCCGUGCUGGUCUGAAGUCCCCGUACUGCUCCGCAGAGGCAGAGUGGAGCACGCCCUCCCCUCUGCGUGUUCUGCGGGCUCCCGGAGGGGCCCUCCUGCCGGGCCUCCUCUGGAUCUUGUGUGUUGUAUUAAAGACGAGCUGUCGUGCUGCACUCUGCCUGCGUCUGCCGCUGCGACGGGGCGACUCCACCUACCUCAGCCGAGUCUCCAGGGUCAGUGUGCCGCUGGGCCAGGUGCCCUCCGUCCUUCCACCUGGAGUGGGUGGUGGUUGGGUGACUGCUCGGGAGGCCUGUCCCCUUCACGACGACCUAUGUGGAUGUUGACCUUCUCCAGCGUCCAGCCCAGGCCGGAAACGCAGCUCAGCUCUGCUGGUUGCAUGUGCUGUCCAGCAUCUAGGGCGGCAGUCAGGUCAGGCCCCAGAGUUCCCUGGGAGCUGGCCCGAGUCCGCACACUGUUCUGCGGGGUGCCUGGUGUCAUUCCCAUCUGUGUCCAGGACAGCCAGAGUACACCUGGUGCCUCAAGAACUUUCCCCUGCUCAUUCUGGGGUCUGUGGACUUGUGAACUGGGUCUCGGGAGAAAUAAAGCCCUGCUGUGUCUUCCACAGAGGGAUGAAGCUGUCCAGGAUGGGCAGCGGGCGGUGGUUCCUCUGCUGUGAGAUGGGGUGGCUGAGGACCAGCUGAAGGCACGUGAAAGUGCUUCGCAGGUCACAGAUGGGCAGGUGUCUCAGGUCACGCCCGAGAGUGUAAAAGCAGGUGCACAGGAGCACUUAGGUUUGGCGAGGCCGCUGGAGGGUCAGCGUGGUGACAGGUCGAGCUGGGCUUCAGCCUGCAGCUUGGACACACGGGUGGGUGACCAUCUGCUGGUCUGUCUUUUAAGCCCUUCUCCGGAGUCGGCCAGGCCGAAGCCGCCGCGCUCGCUCGGCGAGGCUGGCUUUUUCAGACGAGAGCUCGCCGGAAGCGGGCCCGAAAGCCUGGCGGCGCACAGCGCUGCUUCCUGAAGGCCGUCCUUCACUUUUCUGGGAAUGCCUGUCCCUCAAGUAGCACAGGGUGACAGAAGCAAGCAUACGUCCUAACUGGGAGGCCCAGGUGCCAGGUUUCAGGCAUUAAGGAAACUGGGCUUUUUUUAUUCUUAUUUUUUUCAAAUCAUCACCGGGACCCUGCGCCCCGGCAGGCCCCUCACCUCCCGCCAGCGCCUGACACUGCAGGUGGCAGUGGCACUGCCUCCCAGUCCCACUGGGACUCCUGGGUGCCUGAAAAAGCUGCCAGGCUCACUUUGUCAAAGGAUAUCAUUUAAAACACGCCUUAGCAGAGAAGAGGUCAGAAGAACAAACAGCAAGGCAGGCCCCAACCAGUGGCGCGGCGCAGAGGGGUGACAUCCGGCCGCUCUCGCAGGAUUCGGUUUCUGUGCAGCAGUGACAGACCAGAAGGUGUGCUCCUAGUGGGAUCUUUCUCAAAAAAUCUAGCUAGAACCAAACAGGAUGUUUCUCCUGUUUAAUCACAAGUACAUUAGUUAGUGGGAGGCAUUAGAAGGCGUUUCCAUCCCUGAUUCUAGUGACUGAAUCUUGAAAAUACAUGACAGUGUCAUUCCUGGUGGGUUUAAAUCCUCGGCCAACAUUCUUCAAAGGCCUUUAUAUUAGAAAUCUGCCAACUUGAUAUUGAACGUGGUGGGUUUCACCUGGAAAUAUAUUCCCUUCAGGUUAACUGGAAUUUGGUUUCACAUCCAGCCUCAAAAAUCAGGUCCCUCAACAUCAUGUGGCUUCUCCCUGUCAGGCUGGCUCUCAUCUUUGUACCAGAAAGCAGCUCAAGAAAACCAUCCCAACAGGACAAGGACUCGAGUGCACGUGCACGUGCCCUUGGGCCUGAAGGGAAGCAGCCCUUGGAGGGGUCGGCAACAGCCCCUCCAGGGAGAGCUGCUCCAAGUGCCACCCUGUCCCUCUGCAGACAACCCCUGGGAGUUAGGGUAUGACAGACCUGCUUUUCUUACUUCACUUGUCACUGACUUGAUGCUGAAUGAUCAUCGGUGGAAACAGAAUCCUCCAGCCCUUUCUCUUGAGCCCACUUCUUGGCCACCACACAAGCCAGAUCAUUUGACACCUGUGGCCUGUGGCUGGGCCGCAUCUGCAGCAGGUGGAGUCCCUAAGGGGGAGAGCGGGUGUGUGGAGAGUUUGUUUACAGCUUCCUAGCAUUCCCGGUGAUCAGGUCUUUUAUGCUGAUUCUGGGCCAUGACCUCCUUCAGUCAGAAGUAGCAGCGACCCUCCAGCUCCCCCGAGUAGCUGGGAGUCCCGUCCGUUAGACCCUCUUUUGACUUGGGUCCUCCACUUUGCAGAGUUCAGAAAGUUUGCGUAAAUGGGAAUCUUUAGAGGUUUCCAAACUAACUCUAUGUAUGACGGUAAUUAAAUCUGCAAAGAAAAUGCUGAGUGCUUUUGCCACUUGGAGGCAUAACUCAUGGUUUUUACAAAAUAUAUUUUAGCAAAAACACCCUGAUGGCGUACAGUGAACAUACUGGCAUGCUGGCUGACUGUGGCGUUUCCACGAAGGUCUGGCUAAUUGGUGAGCCUCUUCCAUGGCCAGCAGAAAUAUCUCUAGGCAGGAUUUGGCAGUUAGCUUUCAGCUUUGCUGUAUGAUUUCAUGUUUCUUUGGAAAGUUGCUUUACAUAUUAAAAAGUUAUUUCCUCCUGGUU